Stegastes partitus (bicolor damselfish) is the source of this 1558-nucleotide messenger RNA. It is a transcript of the gene cpo, whose product is annotated as carboxypeptidase O. Gene Ontology annotation, biological process: proteolysis. Lineage: Eukaryota; Metazoa; Chordata; Actinopteri; Pomacentridae. The coding region runs from base 1 to 1203 and encodes 400 amino acids. The record is from RefSeq and is a predicted model, not a curated record. The transcript is spliced from 10 exons. Gene Ontology annotation, molecular function: metallocarboxypeptidase activity; zinc ion binding.
AUGAUAACAGCUGUAAUCACCGGUGUCAUUAUGAUCAUUAUCUCCUUAAGCGUAGACAGACAUGGCUGCUCUAACCGCAGCUACAGAUGCAAACAAGCAGUUUUCUUUCUCAAAGUAACGAUGCUGAACUCUGUGGGACUGAGCUGUGUGCUGCUGCUGCUCUCAGCUGUGGGAGCAGCAGUCUUGGAGAGUCCGCCGUAUGACUACUACAGAUAUCAUCCGAUGUCGGAGAUCUCUGACUGGAUGGUUCAGAUGCAGAAGGAGUACCCCGGUGUUGCCAGCAUCGUCAACUACGGAAAGACCUAUGAAGGCAGGGCGAUUAAUUUACUCAAGAUUGGCCUGAGUACCGAAGGGAAGAAGAAAGCUAUCUGGAUGGACUGUGGGAUCCAUGCCAGGGAGUGGAUCGCCCCAGCGUUCUGUCAGUACUUCGUCAACCAGAUUCUGCAAACGUACAAAACAGACCCAAAGAUGGAAAAGAUGAUGACGGACAUGGACUUCUACGUCACACCGGUCCUCAACGUCGAUGGCUACAUCUACUCAUGGAAGGAUCAAACAACUCGACUGUGGAGGAAGAACAGGUCACCGGGACCCGCAGGAUGUGAUUGUUACGGCACCGAUCUCAAUCGCAACUUCAAUGCCAACUGGGGCACGGUCGGCGUAUCAUUUGACUGCUGCAGCUUAACCUACUGCGGGAGCAAAGCAGAGUCUGAGCCCGAGGCUCAAGCUGUAGCUAAUUUUCUACAAAGCCGAAAGGACGACUUCCUGUGUUUCCUCACCAUCCACUCCUACGGCCAGCUGCUCCUGAUUCCCUAUGGACACCCCAACUUCACCGCCGCCAACUACGAUGAGCUGAUGGACGUGGGUUUGGGUGCAGCAGAGGCCAUUGAGAAGAUCCAUGGGAUGCACUACAAAGUAGGAACUUCACCGGCCAUAUUAUACGCCAACUCUGGUUCUUCCAGAGACUGGGCUCGGAUGCAGGGGAUCCCGUUUUCCUUCACCUUCGAGCUCAGAGAUAACGGCACAUUCGGCUUCGAGCUUCCUGAAAAUCAGAUCCAGCCGACCUGCGAGGAGGCGUACAGCGGCGCUCUGCACAUCAUCACCUACGCCCAUGACAAGACCUUUAACGGGGCCGUGCUCACUGCCGCCGCCACCCUCUGGACCGUGCUGCUGGCGGUGGGCGUCACCGGAGCCAACCUGGUCUGAGGUGGAGAGCUGCUCCUCAAUAAAUGGCACUGAUAUAUAUAUUUCGUUAACUUAAAUGUAUCUAUUGAAUAAACACGUCUGACAUACAAACUCUUUCAAAGUGUAUUUGAAUGUACUGAAAUGUUUACAUCUGUAAAGAGAUCCAUAAAUGUAGUAUUACAACCAGUAAUUGUUGCAUUGAAGUAAGACAAGUUGUUUUAUCUUUGAAUAUUACACCAAAUGCAUUUAUGUUUGUUAACACUGCUGAAGUCGAUAUGUUUACGCCGUCAUUCAUUUGUUCAAGUCUGAAGAAAAUCACAGCUGACAAUCUUAAUGUUUUGAAUUCCCCAAAUAAAUAAAUAAAAACCAUAAUUUU